Molecule: messenger RNA, 4061 nt
Organism: Scophthalmus maximus (turbot)
Lineage: Eukaryota; Metazoa; Chordata; Actinopteri; Pleuronectiformes; Scophthalmidae
Product: nuclear GTPase SLIP-GC
Exons: 24
Coding region: 209-2674 (821 amino acids)
Molecular function (GO): GTPase activity
Source: RefSeq, a predicted model, not a curated record
GCAUUAAAUGAUGGGAUAAUAUGUGGAAGUCUACUGUGCUAUUUUGCUUUGACAAACCAAUAAUAUGCUGUAGAUUUGUCAAAAUCUGAAUAUACCUCCAGACUGCACCUCCGUUUAUGGAACAAAGAGAGGCCUGGGGUGUGUCUGCAAACCACUUUUCGCUUUACGUUUGACCCUCGGAGUCGAUUUGUCCUUUCUGUUCUUGGACAUGGAUGACUUUGUUCGUAACAAAUUGAGAGAAUGGGGCCUGAGCAAGUGGGUAGAGAGAUUUAAAGAUGGAGAGGUUGACGAGGAAUGUUUUCUCUUGCUUGAUGAUCAAGAACUUGUUCGAUUGAUCCCAAAAGAGGGACCAAGGGCAAAACUCAAGCAUAAACUCAAGUUGUUAAAGGAAGAACAAAACAUAACAACAACAACAACAACAACAACAAAUCAUGAAACUGUUGAUGCAGCUAAUCAACACCGUACACAAGAGCAUGACGAAACAGCUGAUUCUGCUGAGGUUUUGCCAUCCACCAGUGACGCAAAUGAUACAGCAAAGAGAAAGUUGGGUCCUCAAGGAGAGUGUCAGUCACCAGCUAGUAAAAUUCGACGUGACACCAAACUAGGACCAUACUCAGAGGAAAUCAUACUAUCUGAUGUGAAAAACAUAAUGGGAUAUGUCAAGAUGAAACUACAAAAUAUGGAUGACACAAAGCUCAAAGCUUUCCUGAAGACUAAAAUCGAUUCUUUGGAGACAAAAAAGAGGGAGCUGGUUGGUGUCUUUGGUAGAACUGGGGCUGGAAAGAGCUCUUUGAUAAAUGCCAUCAUUGGAGAGAAGAAUUUCUUUCCUUCUGGAAGUGUCAGUGCAUGUACCUCAGUCAUGAUCCAAGUGGAGGCUAAUACCAAUAACUCAAAGUAUGAGGCAGACAUCGAGUUCAUUACAGCUGAGGAGUGGAAAGAUGAGUUGUGGUUUUUGAAGAGUUUUGAUGAUGGUCGUGAUCGGCAUGACGAUGAUGUUGAAGAGUUGUCAGUACUAUAUGGAGAUGAGUGGAAACACAAAUCCAUUGAAAACCUCAUGGACAAGAAAUAUUUCAAAGAAAUUCCAGAAUUUCUCCAUUCGAACAAGAAGAUGUUGAAAUGUGACACAGCUGCAGAGCUAGCUGCAAAAAUUGUCAAAUACACAAGAAGUGACUCAAAAGUGGAGGAAGGUAGAGGAAUGAGGAGACAGUACUGGUGGCCAUUAGUGAAGUGUGUGACUGUCAGGGUGCCGGGAAAUUCUCUUCUCCGGCAUGUCACACUUGUGGACCUUCCAGGAAACGGGGACUGUAACAAGAGCAGAGAUAAAAAGUGGAAAGAGAUUGUUGGAAGUUGUUCUACUGUUUGGAUUGUGGCUGACAUCAAUCGAGCAGCAUCAGAGAAGGAACCCUGGGAGAUCCUGGAAAAUGCCAGUGGCCAAAUGGGAAAUGGUGGCGAGUGUCAGCGCAUCCACUUUAUCUGCACCAAGUCUGAUCAAAUUGAUGAUUCCAAUGUUCAGUCUGCAGAUGAUGUUCGUGAGAUCGUGCUCAAAAGAAACAGAGAAGCCAAGAACAAAGUGAAGGCAAAAUUCCAUAAACAAAGCAACAUUAAGAAACACUUCAGUGAUGACUGUUUUGUCGUGUACACGGUGAGCUCCAAAGAGUUUCUGAAAGAAAAGAAAAAAAAUCUGAGCCCAGAUGAGACAGAAAUUCCCAAACUUCAAGGUUUUCUGCAAAAUCUCAAUGACUCUCACUCAGAGACAUUAAACUAUGUGUCUGGAGCUCAUGGCAUUCUCUCACUGAUUCAAGGAGCAAUAUCCAGGGCAGUGGCUGAAAAAAAAAUGGAGGUGUGUGCAAACCUUGAAGAAAACAUGAGACGGGAACUUGAUAAAGUCAGAAAAACCAUGGAAGAGACUCACUUGGCUUUUGAAAAAUGCCUUGUUGGCGGGGUUGAAAAAUCAAAAGGUUCAUGUGAAGAAAAGUUGAAGGUCAUCUUAAACCCCACAAGGAAAACAGGUAGCAGUUAUCACAGGAUAUUGAAGUAUGCAGUUGGGAACAACGGCGCCUUCCAUCCAAAGAAUGGGAGACAAAAAAACAUCAACGUGGAUUUAAGUUCAUUCCUGACUAGCAGCAUUGAUGAGGAAUUCAGGACAACCUUCCCAAAUGAAGCUGAAUCUGGACCAUACCAUGGUGUCAUCAAUGCCUUUUCACUUGACACAAGGAGUCUGACUCAAAAGUACAAAGAUGUUGAACUGCAACUGACUUUCCUUGAGACAGAGGAAAACAAAAUCAAGACAGAACUCAACAAAAUCAUCCGGGAGCGCAAAAAACAAAUCUACAGGGUUCUGACAGAGACAAUCGAGAAGGACAUGCAAGAGAGCUAUGAAAGAGCAAAAAUGGAAAAAGGGACGGGCUCACUGGAAAAUAUGAGGCGCAUCAUAAGGAACCAUGUGCUUGAAAAAAAGAGCAUCAUGUUCGACAAGGCUAAAGAAAACAUGUUGAAUGGACUGUACAAGUUGAAGAAGGACAUUCUGAAAGCACUGGAUGUAACCCUGAAGGAAUCAAUUGAGCUGUCACUCAAGACGGACGAUAACUCCCUCCCAGACGUUUCAGCAGAGCUUGCCAUCGUGAGGAAAUAUUACUUUCAGAUGAAGCCAGGGUCGGACUUGCCAUCUGUGUGAUCCGGAGAAUCACCGGACGGCCGGUAGUCCAGGGCAGCUGACAGCCGGGAUGCAUAAUGUUUAUAUCUCUUUUUUUUUCUUUUUUUUUUACAAUGAGCGGUAGUCAAUAUUGGCUGAUGGCCGGCAUGCAGUCAUUUAUUUUAUUUUUUUAGAAUGCCGGCCUACGGCCAGCAGGCGUGAAUAUUUUUUCUUUUUUAAUUCAUACAUCAUCAUGUAAGACAGUUGCCAGUGCAACAGCGCUAAUGCAAACGUUUGAUACUUACUCGCAAAGUAAACACCCAUGAAGAAGAAUAAAAACCAGCAGACUAGGGAAUAGACAAUGUGCCAAGCAGUGUGACAAGUGUGUGACAAACAGAUUUCUUGCAAUAUUAGUAAAAUGUAUCCAGCAGUGGAGAGUACAUUUACAUUACAUUACAUUCGGUACAUUCAGAGUAGCCUCUAUGCUGCCUUUAUAUGAAUGUAUGAAUUUAUCUUUAUUUCUUUGAGGAUCACAAAACAUAUGUAUGAUGGGGGUAUUUAAAUGAAAAUCAUAAUACAGACAGAAUUAUGGUCUUAGAAAUAUGAGGAAAAAUCAUCUGAUACAUUGCAAUAUCCUCAGGAAAUAAUCUCUUCCAGGAACUACAGCACACAAUUGUUUACAACAGCAUAAAGUUCUUAAUAGAUGCAGCCUCCUCAAUUGCUGUCAAACUUCACCAGAUCGAUGGAUUUAACUAUGAAAUGUACAAUUUUUGUAGUGAGCCAUAGGAGCUGAGGUUAAAAUGUGAAACUGACAGGGAGCACCUCACUGACAGGAAGCAACAAGAACAUCUAUAACACAGGAUAUACAACAAAAACACACAUAAUUCAUGCAGUUUGUGUAUUCUGGGAUGAUAGAGGAGAGAGAGAGUGGAUACAUAAAAUAAAGUAACAGAAGAAUCAUGGUUAUUUCUCCAAGAUCUCCCUCAGUUUUCAACCAACGAACAAGGGAAGGAGUAUUUGAGCUGCGUUUUAUCGCAAAAAUAAAUCUACAGUCAGAAUAAGAGGAAUGAGAUGAGACCCAUGGAGAACAACUGCCAUCACAAAGACUGUGAAAUACAAUUGGAACUUGGGAGUCUUUUGUUCACUCUGCUGAAAUAGAAUAGGCACCUUGGAUGGACUUCAGAACCUUGGACGGGGUUGUGAGUUUGUUCGAGGUUUUUGUCUCGUGGUCAUCGGUCCUGACCUUCUCCCUGUCCCUAAAUACCAUCAGUUAUCACUUCAGCCUCAGCUCUAUAUGAUAGUAUUGUUAGGACCAUUUUACUGAUCUAUAGCAUUUUAACCAUUUCUAUAACCUUUUGUAUUUUACCUGAUUGAGCAGUUUGCUUGUCCCUGCUAAAGCUUUUAAUAAAUAUAUCAAUUGCAAUUAAAA